Messenger RNA from Exophiala mesophila, 2469 nucleotides. Its product is annotated as acetoacetate-CoA ligase. Gene Ontology annotation, biological process: lipid metabolic process. The transcript has 3 exons. Gene Ontology annotation, molecular function: acetoacetate-CoA ligase activity. The record is from RefSeq and is a predicted model, not a curated record. Gene Ontology annotation, cellular component: cytosol. The coding region runs from base 121 to 2232 and encodes 703 amino acids. NCBI's taxonomy places the organism in Eukaryota, Fungi, Ascomycota, Eurotiomycetes, Chaetothyriales, Herpotrichiellaceae.
AUCCAAUUAAUUACUUCCUUUGACAUCCUGCGAAAAUAAGAAAACUGGUUGCAUUGAGCCAGUCUGUUUGUUUGGGGAGUCGCAGCACGUGAAUAGAGAUCUCCCGCAACCACAACAAUCAUGUCGACCCAAGAGUUGGCCAUUCCCCGGAAGUUAUGGGAGCAUCCAGACCCGCAGAGCACUUACAUGUGGAAAUUCAAACAGAGCGUGGAAAAACAAUACGGUCUGAAUCUUCCGAACUAUGAUGCUUUGUACCAGUUUUCCAUAAGCCGUCGCUCCGACUUCUGGCGCCAUGUCCUCGAAUUCUUCCCCAUCGUCUACUCCGGCACCGUUCCCAACCCCGUUGUUGACGAAAAUGCCCGGAUGGACUCAAUCCCCCGUUGGUUCCCUGGUUUAAAAGUCAACUUUGCACAGAAUGUUCUCUUUUCUGGGGACAAGAACGGCAAUCCCGUCAUUGACGCAGCAAAGGCCGAUGACAAGGUCGUCGUCACCGAGGUCCGAGAGGGCAGCUUCCUCGAGCCCAUGGUGAACGUCACCUGGAAGCAACUGCGUCAACGCGUCGGUAGAUUAAGCCAGGCCAUGAGAGCACAUGGUGUCAAAAAAGGUGACCGUAUCGCUCUCGUAGCCAGCAACAGCAUCGACACCCUGACCGUCUUCCUCGCCUCUGCCACUCUCGGUGCACUAUUCAGUUCCAGCUCCACCGACAUGGGUGUCAAGGGUAUUCUCGACCGUCUGCUCCAGAUCAAGCCGAGAUUCUUGUUUAUGGACGACGUCGCUGUCUACAAUGGAAAGACAAUCGAUCUGCGACCCAAGAUGGAGCAGAUUGUCCAGGGAAUGAGCGGCGUCAACGAGUUCCAGGGAGUCAUUGGACAAGUGCGAUUCCACACCUCACCCAAAGACCUCUCUUCGGUCCCGCGAACCACUACCUGGACCAACUUCCUCUCCAAAGCAAAGUCAGACGCCUUGGAAUUUGAACCCACCGACUUUUCUGAUCCUUUGCUGGUCGUAUACUCCUCAGGUACCACUGGUCAGCCCAAGUGCAUUGUGCACGCCAUUGGGGGCGUCGUCAUCACCGCUCACAAGGAAGGAGGCCUUCAUCUCAACCUCGGACCUAACUCCACCAAAUUACAAUAUACCACAACUGGCUGGAUCAUGUACCUGUCGAGUGUGCAAGCUCUGGUGCGUGGUUGUCGCGCUGUCCUCUAUGACGGUAGUCCAUUUGUGCCCGACCUCCAGAGUUUCAUCAAGCUCGUCGGCCAGCAAAAGGUCACACAUCUAGGGAUCAGCCCGAGAUUUCUACAAACCUUACAAACCGGUGGUGUCAUUCCCAAGAAGGUCGCAGAUCUCUCGAAUCUGGUCAGCAUGACAAGUACCGGCAUGGUACUCUCCGACGCCUUGUUUGAGUGGGUCUAUGAUGAGGCCUUCCCACCACGAGUUCAUCUCGAGAACAUUUCCGGCGGCACGGAUCUCGCCGCAUGCUUCGGCGCCGGUGUCCCCAUCUUGCCGCUGUAUGUGGGUGGCUGUCAGGGCCGAGGGCUCGGCAUCCCAGUCAAAGUUUAUGACCAGACAAUUGAAGGUGGGAGAGGCGUCAAGGGCGUAGAGCUGCCCGAUGGCGAAGCUGGCGAAUUGGUCUGCGAUAAAGCCUUCCCCACCAUGCCAAUCACCUUCCUCGGAACCGAUGGGCCAAAGAGAUAUUUUGACAGCUAUUUUGCUCGCUUCGACAAUGUUUGGACACACGGUGAUUUCAUUCAGAUCCACCCCAUCACAAAGCAGAUCAACUUUCUCGGUCGGGCAGACGGAGUCCUCAACCCCAGUGGAGUUCGAUUUGGAUCCGCCGAGAUCUAUAGCAUCAUCGAGGCCAAGUUCGCCGACAUCGUUAGUGAUAGCAUCUGUGUGGGACAGAGAAGACCGCAGGAUAACGACGAGAGCGUUAUGCUAUUCUUGUUGAUGAAACCAGGACACAAGUUCACAGGAAAGUUGGUGAGAGAGGUCAAAGAUGCCAUCAGGAAAGCGACCAGUCCCAGACACGUGCCCAAAUAUGUCUUUGAGACCAAAGAAAUUCCGACCACUGUCAACCUGAAAAAAGUCGAAUUACCCGUCAAGCAGAUUGUUUCGGGCAAAAUCAUCAAACCUUCGGGAACAUUGUUGAACCCCCAAAGUCUGGACUUUUACUACCAAUUUGCCAAGGAUGAAAACUUGAUUGAUACGGCAGAUCCCAAGGCGAAGCUAUAGAUGUCGUCGUGGUUGAGAAGGUGGUGGUGCUGGUAGUAGUGGUGAUUGCAACGGCAGAUUGCUGGCGAUAUCAGGUGAUUUCACGUGAUCUGGUAACAAAGGGUCGUGUAUAUAGAUCAAUCAUGGCCAAUCGCUAUGACAGCUAUCGAAAGAUACAGAUAGAGGAGGGAUGUCGGCAAUAGAUUUGCGUCCUGGUAAUGGUCGCAUAUACGGAAUAUAAGAAAACGAAGACUUGCC